Molecule: messenger RNA, 2363 nt
Organism: Xylaria bambusicola
Lineage: Eukaryota; Fungi; Ascomycota; Sordariomycetes; Xylariales; Xylariaceae
Product: salicylate hydroxylase
Exons: 3
Coding region: 490-1761 (423 amino acids)
Biological process (GO): secondary metabolite biosynthetic process
Molecular function (GO): FAD binding
Source: RefSeq, a predicted model, not a curated record
UAUUCUUAGCUAGAGCACAGUAAAAGAAACAUUUCCCGCAAGACGCAUCAAAAUCAGAUGAGAGCUAUCAGAGUCAGUACUACGUAUAGCCUGCAGGCUGUGCCGCCCCCAAGGGCUGCCGACGUAAUGAUCUACAUCUCCUCUGCUCUUUUGGAGCCUGCAUACAUAUUGUAGCCUGCAUGUUGUGCGUAGCCUGCUUCUUAGUUGGGUCUCACUUCCCUCCCUGGGUUACAAUAAGCUGCAUGGACCUUAUCCGGAACACAAGCCGAGUACUACGUCCACAGACGCACGAGAUGGAGCCCGAAAAUGGAGCUUGAAUGCGCGCUUGCUCUUUUGACAACCCGGUUGCGCCUCACACACCACAGCUGAGGGAGCAUUCCUCAAUCUCUACGUAGUAUCUCCGACUUCUUGUUAUUCUCAAAUACCAUCUCGAUAAGGGGCUGGCUCCAGGUACUUGGAACUGUGUUCGUAUGAUCUUCGCCGUCCUUCAUGCCUACCCCAUCUAUUCGCAUAGCCAUCAUUGGUGGUGGCCUAGCGGGCGCUUCCUUAGGCAACGCCCUAAUCCACAUACCACAGCUCGAUGUUCACAUCUUUGAAUCCGCACCUGAGUUCUCUGAGCGGGGUGCCGCCAUUGGACUGUCGCGGAAUGCACAACACGCCUUGCAACAGUUUAUUCCUUCAGCAAUGGCGCUCUUAAGCGCAGCGGGGGCCGUUCCGAUGCGGUCAUCCCGCCUAAUGAUUGGUUCUGGGCCACAGGCCGGCACAUUUGUCUGCGACGUUGGGGAGGAGGAUUUGCAGUCAUCCUCACUUGCCGAGCCGGCAAUUGUUGUUCAUCGCGCUUCGUUUCUGAGAGAGUUGUUAGCUCCAAUCCCACAGGAAGCCCUACACGCGAACAAAAAGGUGAUUUCUAUCCACUCCACCUCAAUAGGUGAAAGCAUCACGUUUCAUGACGGCCACGUAGAGACAUUUGACGCCGUCAUUGGCGCAGACGGCGUGUUUAGUGUUGUCCGUAGGCAUGUUGUACCGGAUCAGGAAUGGACCGGGACACCGAGUGGCUUUUGGGACUGUAGGAACUUGAUACCUUACGACCGAGCUAAGGCGGCUUUGGGUAAUGAAUACUUCGAGGUCGAUAGACAGUACGGCUGGGCUGGCGACGGCGCGUACUUCUUGCAUGAUGUCCUCGAUGACAGGACGGUGGUGCAGUGUGUCAUGUCAGGAACCGAAAAGGAGUCGCCGCCGAACCGGAUCCAUAAGCUGACAAGGGCCUUCCUGGAAGAAAAGCUCGGGUCAUGGCUCGACAGCCCAAUAGCUGGGAAGAUGAUAGAUCUUUUGAUCGAUCAACCAAACCCGGAAGGAUAUUCCGCUUGGGAACACAAGAACACAUCUACUUACGCCAAGGGGCGAAUAUGCAUCGUCGGCGACGCUGCCCACGCGAUGACGCCAUGGCAAGGCGCUGGUGCAGGCCAGGCCAUCGAAGACGCGAUGGUCAUGGGGGCGUUAUUAAGUCAGGUCUUCUCAGGCGACGAUAUACCGAAGGCCUUCAGAGCUUUCGAUGCUGUGAGGAAACCUAGAUGUCAGAGGAUUAUAGACUCCAGUCGCGAGACCGGUCAAAUUAUGUGUGGGCAGCAUCCCGACGUCUCGCUGGAUGCAAGGGAGAUGAAGGAGGCACUCAAGGCUAAAUGGAGGUUCAUUCUUGGUCUGGACAUGGCGCGGCACCAGGAAGAUGCACUUGAGAUAAUGCGACAGUUCCGCAAUAGCUGAUCUUUACAUGCAUGCAUACUUCUGGUCUUUCGGCUUGUAGGCAAAUGCAUAUAUCGUAAGCGGUGGGAGCAAGUCUUCGGAUCCCACGUGAAGUAGACUCCCAUUUCCAUGCGAUCCUCUUUCCUCAAAACGUGAAUUGGCAUUUCCCAGUAGCCCCUAAUUAUUAACUUGAGCAAUUUCAUCCGAUGGCAACCGUCUUUCUCUAUAAACCAUUAUGUGCUAUGUAGAGGAAAAAUGAAAGUUAAAAAAAAAAAAAAAGAGAGAUACCCCUAUUAACAAGCAUUUGUAUGUUAAGAAGUUGGCAAAGAGUAUGCUCUCGGUACAGCAAGUCAAGCCUGAAGUUCCCAGUGACCUCUUCACCGACACCCUAGCCGCCGGCCACCGUAACGCGCACCAACAUAGCUAUGCACCCCCUGGUGAUUUCAAAGGAGUGAAAAACGCUGAAAGGCUCUAAAUAGAGAAUGCGAUGAAGGUACUAGAGUCGGCGCUCUUGUAUGGCGACUGCCCAAUAAGACAUAGAUGACUAUGGCUAUAUAAGGAAUCAGGAGUGCUGAAACAAUUCCUACUGAUCUUCGAGAGCUGUAAAGGAGAGGAUAUGCCAA